Messenger RNA from Seriola aureovittata, 4863 nucleotides. RefSeq names its product thioredoxin-related transmembrane protein 2b (gene tmx2b). Gene Ontology annotation, molecular function: disulfide oxidoreductase activity. Gene Ontology annotation, cellular component: membrane-bounded organelle. Gene Ontology annotation, biological process: brain development. Lineage: Eukaryota; Metazoa; Chordata; Actinopteri; Carangiformes; Carangidae. The transcript is spliced from 8 exons. Bases 110 to 1033 code for a protein of 307 amino acids. The record is from RefSeq and is a predicted model, not a curated record.
GCAGCUAACAUUGAGUUAGUCAUAUUAAGCUAACGGCAGCAUCACCUUUAGCUCCCUGUUUUUGGGGUUCACUUCCCGUUUUAGUGAUAGUACGGUCAUUAAUUAGAAAAUGGCUCUGCUAACGCCUUUAUUUGCUUUCCUGUAUCACCUGCCGCAGGUGUACAAGUGGCUGCUGAAGCCCUACUAUAUAGCUUCUCUCUUUAUGUCUGUAGCCUUUCUAGCUGUCCGCAAGACGCCUGGCAUCUGUGACCAUCUGGCCACACAGCGAGAGGACGGCAACUCCUGCGACUUCGACUGGAGAGAAGUGGAGAUUCUCAUGUUCCUCAGUGCCAUCGUCAUGAUGAAGAACAGAAGAGCAAUAACGGUGGAGCAGCAUGUGGGCAACAUCAUCCUGUUCAGCAAAGUGGCCAAUGUCAUCCUGUUCUUCAGACUGGACAUCAGGAUGGGAUUGCUCUACCUGACACUCUGCAUAGUGUUCCUGAUGACCUGUAAGCCUCCACUUUACAUGGGACCAGAGUACAUCAAAUACUUCAGCGACAAAACCAUCGAUGAUGAGCUGGACAGAGACGGUCGUGUGACAUGGAUUGUUGAGUUUUUCGCCAACUGGUCUCCAGAGUGCCAGUCCUUCGCUUCUGUCUAUGCUGAUCUCUCUCUCAAGUAUAACUGUGCCGGCCUCAAGUUUGGCAAAGUGGACAUCGGACGUUAUGGAGAGGUUUCCAAGAAGUACAAGGUGUCGACGUCUCCGCUGUCCAAGCAGCUCCCGUCUCUGGUGUUGUUCCAGGGAGGGAAGGAAGUGAUGCGACGCCCCCAGGUGGACAAGAAGGGGAGAGCCGUGUCAUGGAGCUUCACUGAGGAGAACAUCAUCCGAGAGUUCAACCUGAAUGAACUGUACCAGAAAUCCAAGAAACUCAGCAAGACAAAAGAAGACAAAGUCGGCCAGUCCCAGUUCCCACCAGUCCCAGAGGAAGAGGAGCCAGAGCAGCAGGGAGCUAACGGCCAGAAGGAAGAGACCGAGUCCAAGAAGGACAAAUAGGACGUUUUGUUUCGCUCAGCUUCAACGUCUGGACGGAACUUUUGAGUCCAGGUUAGCUCCUCCACCCCCUCUUUGCGCUCCUCCUCUAAGUGUUCAGUUUAUUCCCUCAUAGAUCAGCACAGCACUGGAGUCAGUGUGGAUCACUGACCGAGAUGGACUUGAUUGAGAGUUCAGCCUCUUUUCAGCACCAUUUACACUAAACCUCCUUUAAACCUAGUAUUUCAACACAUGUGCAGCUACAGUGACCUCGGUCUGUUUUCCCUUUUUAGACCUGAGCCGAGAGAAUAGGUGUACAUGUUAGUGGAGAAGCAAACUGAGAUGCAGUAAACCAGCUGAAGAGGGCUGUAACUCUGUAAAGUGGAAAUGUGCUGUGCUGACCUGCCGUGUUUGUCAGGUUGUCAGCGUCGACACAGCACAUUUCUGAAGCUGUGAAGUCUGAGAGAGUCCGUUAAGUUCUUACUAAUUAACACUGAGGGAGCAAAGAAUGUGAUGUUACUUUUAUUGAUUUAGAUUUUUUACGCAACUAAUGUAAUUCUGAGUAGAUGUUUCUGUUGAAAUCAUUUAAUAACAAACCGUAUAUUCAUGUUAACUAAGUUCUAACUCCAGUUCACACACUGUGUGUGACGUAGAAUUCAUUUUGCAGUGUUAAACGUUCCUCUUGACACAAUAUGGGAGCACUUGUUUAACAUCACCACAUCUGCAUGAGACAGGUGGAGUUAGUCAAGUUUACUUAUAGCUGGACAGCAUCUCCAUUCAUCUCCACAGACUGUGCUGUUGUGGACAGAAGCUCUGCGCCACUGUCAUUCAAACUUUCCUGACAAAAACAUUCCAGCGAUUCAAUUCACUUUAUUUUUUUUUUACAGAUUCCUUCUGUCGUUUGUUUUUACUUUUUUUAAAUUCAUAUUCAUUGUAUUUGUGUAUUGGACUGAGAUGAACACGUCUUCAGCUGUCAGUUAUGUCCAUGUUCAUGCCAUGACGCACAUUUUCUUAUUUGAAGGUUUUAUACUGAUUUGGUACCUAAGGUCUUAUGAUGAUAAUAAUAUUAUAAUAAUUAAAAACUAAAUCAAGUUACAGCCUGUGUAUCUACAGUGUAGUUCCUUAUUGGUUGUCACUAACAAGGUACCUUUUUAUGUUUUUAGCUGUGCUUGAGCUGCACUCUGUGUUUUUUCUCACCCUCUGUGGGUCAGGCUCUGUUUGGAGCUCCCAAAAUUCCCAUGAGCUCUGCAAGUAGAAGGAAGUCAAGAUGCUAUGUGAAUCUGAACAUAGCAGUUUAUUUGUAUUUUAUUUGAUCGUUUGAGCUGGGCAGACACUGUGUUUUGUUUGAACUUACAACACUUAAGAACCGGCAGCUUUAUGCUCCUGCCGUACGGUCCAAUCCACGGGACACGACCUGGGGCUCAUGCUGAACGUAACCACAGAACCCCCAGUUGGUUUCGUCCAAUAAAGUUUAUUCAAACAAGACAUACAUGUCGUCAAUUUUGACAGAAAGAAAGAAAGGCAGCUUCACUGAAUAAGAGGAAGAUGCAGAGAGUGUAGUUUGUGUUCUCCAGAAAAGUUCAGUUUUAUGUCAGUCAAGACCAAAACGGCUCAAACUGCAACUGAAUAUAAAUCUCAGACCAUCAGAUCAUCAAACUGAUCUGGCGUUAAUUCAGCCCCAUUCAUGGAAAUGGAAAGAGUCUGUUGACUGACAUGAUUCCUUUCGGUCAGUCCACGAUCUUGGUUCCUGACUCACAACAAACCUUGACAUUUGAGUUCUGGGGAACCAGAGAAGGUUGGACGGGCUGUUAUUAAAUUUCCAGGUAUCCUACUAACUCUGGUGAGAGAGCGCCCCCCUCUGCUCACAGUUUUAAUUUUUCCCAGACAAAACCAGUGACACUCCCAGCUGAGACCAGGGAUGUCACAGGAAAAGUAAUAAAGCAUUUCCUUAAUUUCAUAUUUUAUAGAAUUUAUAAAUGAAUUUAAUCCAUCAAUAGAUAUUUUAAGAUUUGAAAAUGGCCUUACAAAAACAGCAUAAAACUUUCAUUAAAUAAAUUAUUUAUAAAUACUUUGAAUUCAUGAAUAGAUAGUAGAAUUUGAAAAACUAUUUUGAAAAAGAAUUUGAUGGUAAAACAUUCCUUUUUCCAGCUGCUUCUCCCAUUAACUAAUUGUUUAGCUCAGUCAUUUAGCUUUAGCCUUCCUGUGACAUUCUGGGCCUUCAGUGCUGGUAAAACCCCCUGGUUAGCUCUCCAACCAAUCACAGAGCUUUCAUUAAUAGAUGUGUUUAUAAAUGGUUUAUAUUAUGAAUGUUUUGUGCAGCUUUUCUAAAUCCAUUUUUAAAUCUGAAGUAUUUUAAUUGUUCAUUUAUGAAUUCUUGAAAAGGGAAUCCAGUUAUUUAUUCGCAUUUUAAGAAUACCUUUUUCAAGUAGAUUUUUAAAUUCUAAAUAAAAGUAUAAAUGGUUUAUUUAUUGAGUUUUUUUUUUUGUUUGUUUUUUAAAUCGGAAGUAUUUCAAUUAUAAAUUCUUUACAAUUCCUAUUUUUAAUGCCUAUUAAAAUAUGAAAUUACGGAAAUGCUUUUUUACUGUUCCUGUGACAUCCCUGGUCCUCCAUACCCAUCAGCCUCAGCUGCAUGCUAAACUAAAGUGGUGAACAUUAUACCUACUAAACAUUAGCAUGUUAGCAUUUUGCUCAAAGCACUGUUGCUCCUAAGUUCAGGACCUUCUCCCAUGGUUGUCGACUGUAAGUGUUUAUAGUCUAUAAGAAAACUGAGUCCUCCCCUGCUAUCAUUGAUGUGUUCAUUUAUUACAAAUCCUGCACAUUUAAUACAGUUUUAGCCUGGGAAGAAUGAAAACAGAAAUGUUUGACUAAUGAAACUAUAAUUAAAUGAAAUGAACUAUAAUGAAAAACUAAGUGAGAUUCCAUUCUUUUAUUUUGUCUGUCAAGUUUGGCGAUGAGAUUGUGAAUUUAACUAAUAACUAAUGUAACAGCAGAGAUUGAGCUGUGCACGGGUCUGAAACCAGACUGCUGAGGGAAAUGUAACACAAUUAUAUAAUUAUAUUAUCAUCCUCAUCAUCAUCAUCAUAGCAUUUUGAUCAUUCUUCUUUGCCACCGUCACCAGGUGCUUGCUCCUGAAGGAAUGAUGGUUAUAAAGACGCGGUCUACAUUCAACGCCACAUAAAUCAAUUGAACAUUUUAGUGAUGAUGACCAGGAGUGUACUCAGACUGUAAAUACAUCAGUCAGAAAUCAUCCACCACCCGUCUUCAGAUCAGGUGAAGAGUGUGUCAGAUCUCCUUAGUGCUGACAGAUGGAGUUACAUCAUGAUGUGACGUCACUGAAUUAAGCCGUGUGUGUGUGUGUGUGGGUGGCUGCGUGUGCACGUGGAUCCUGGAACCCUCACACUGGCUUUGCAUUUCCACAUUUUCAUGAGUCAUGUCGGCCAAUCAGAAUUAUGUUAAACACUCGUCAUGUGUAUUGAUCGGCUGAGCACUGGACCAACCAGUGAUGAGCUGAGGUGUCUGUUUGCAGCUUCACAUCACAUUUCAGGAAUGUCCACUUGUGUUUUUUUUAUUAUGGCAUUUGAAUUUUCUCUCAUCAAUUCCUGUUAUUUCUCUUUGUUGAUAACAUUCCCAAUCAUGACUUUGAUCUUUUAAACUGUGAGACUGUAUUUAGAUUUGCUUUUUGAUCACACUGAGGUUUUAUCCCUGAUUCAUUAUUUUAUUACUGAAGCUGUUUUUCAUUUUUAAUUUCAUUUGUCAGGUUUCAUUUCAUCUGAGCUGCACUCCAACACUUGUAUGUAUAUUUGCUCCUGUCUGACGUCUGUUAUUCAUGCAAUAAAACAAUGUGCACAUGAAAA